Molecule: messenger RNA, 10173 nt
Organism: Carassius gibelio (silver crucian carp)
Lineage: Eukaryota; Metazoa; Chordata; Actinopteri; Cypriniformes; Cyprinidae
Product: BAH and coiled-coil domain-containing protein 1
Exons: 27
Coding region: 57-7904 (2615 amino acids)
Molecular function (GO): chromatin binding
Source: RefSeq, a predicted model, not a curated record
UUUUUUUAUUUUGUCCUGCAGGCAGUGGACUGAUAGGGAACUCCUCUGCCUCCUUCAUGGGAACGUUUCUGGCCAGCAGUCUGGGCUCUCCUCCCUCACACCCCAGUGGACCCCCAUCAUCCCCCUCUUCACCGCCCUAUCGCUCUGGACCUCACUCCACAGCCCCAUCACAGAUCUGGUUCCCACACUCACAUGAAGCCCCAGGGUAUCCCCGCUUUUCAGGGAGUCUAGCCCCCACCUUCCUACCCAUGAGCCCCCUGGAUCACCAUGGCAACAGCAGCGUACUCUAUGGACAGCACCGCUUCUAUGACUCUCAGAAAGAUUUCUAUCUUCGAAGCCUCCCGUCGCAGCCCCACCUUCUCUCCACAAAUCACAGCCUCCCACCACUAUCUAGGACUGCCCACCCACUGGACUCCUGCAGUCGUGAGAGGGAACCUGGGAGCACAGCUUCCCAAAAGAGCUCCAAAGAGACGGGUGUAGCGGAGCGAAGAGUUGCACCCGGAGGAAAAGAAAAAGAAAAGAGUAAACAAGAGUCCAAGCAGGAUCGGCAACAUCAUGGUCCUCCCACUCUUCACCACCACCACCAGCAGCACCCUCAAGGCCUAGAAGAGGACUUCCGGCACAAAGACGACCCUAAGCAUUUUAGUUCCUGCCUGCUUAGCACCAAGACCCAGAAUGGCUCUGAUCCAGGGGCCACCACCAGGGGCUCCCUGCCCAGUUGUGUGGGGCCAGGGGCCUCUGGUCUGGGGACUGGCCGGCAGACAAGUGGAGACAGUCACUGUUGCAAGGAGGGUGUCAGUGGAGAGAUGCGAAUUAGUGAGCCACACUCAGACUGUCUUCGCCACAGUGCCAUGCUGGGCCAUGCCCACCCAGUGCCCUACUCAAUACCCCCACCCCUGGGUCUAGGCUCUGCCUUAGGAGGAUCCUGGCUGCACCCAAGUCAUCCGCACCAUCAUCAUCCUCAUCAUCCCCACCCUGAUCUCUUCUGCCCACCACCCCCUGCUCCACUAAUCAUGCCCACUGCUCAGGAAAAGAGCCUUGGCAGGGACUCUGAGGUGACAGGACCUACCUUUGUGCCCUCUGUGGGGCCACAGGGAGACAAAACCAGUGGACCGUUCCAGCUGGGGAACCCUCACUGUCGAGGUGUGGGAGGUGGGAUGGUCGCGGUUGGGGGCAGGGUGGGGAAAGAAAUGAAAACUCCUGAGAGGAGUAGCAGUGGGAGUCGAGUAGCUACCCUACUGCCUCCUCCGAGUAGCUGCCAAAGAAAAUCUUCCCAGCAGCAACAUGCAUAUGGCAAAACAGACAAGAGCCCAGACUGGCCCUUGGGCCCCCAUUCACGCACAAACGAGGUUCAGCACAGUCAGAAUCAGCAUCCCCACUCAUCACGUUCUUGUAACUUGGACAGCAGUGAGGAAUCUGAUGCCUUCCGUCCCUCUCUGCCACAGGGGACAAAGGGUGGGCACCAAGCUAAGAGUAGCAUUUAUGCCAGCACUCCACCUUUCCGGGACUGUUCCCACUCAGGUCCAUCGAACAGGGCAUCAUCUGAAGGUAAAGGUGCAACAGAUGUUGAGUGUACUCUUCAGAGGAACAGUCAAAGAGUUGCACGGAUACGUCAUCAGCAGCACAGUAACAGGGCUAGCAAUGGUGGACAGGGUCCAGAGUUGGAGCCUGGCAACAGCACACAAGACAAGAGAAAGAUGGACAUGGAAUCGACAUCACAGGGUUACAGUGGGCAUCAGACCAGCACUCAUCCCUCCUGGGAGGUGCGAGGACACCGUGCUCAACCGGAUGAAGAACCGCACAAGGCUUACAAUUCUCUGGGUUCUGCUUCCCAGACUUCACAUGGGGACCAAGGGUCUCUUCCCCCUCUAACUGCCCCACAGGAGGCCACACUGGGCCCCCAAGGACCUGAAGGCAAUCCCAUGAGUAGUCUGAUGAAGUAUAGCAGCCAGCAACCACUGCUGUUCUCUCAGAAGAGCCCAUUUGGUGGCCUGGGCUGCCUCAAGCAGGGGGCAGUUACUGGAGAGAAGAGCGAGAGGAACGAGAAAAAUGACAAAAAUGGAAGUGGUUCGAGCUGUGCUCUGCAGGAAUCAAAGCAGAACCUGCCCCCUAGGAGAGCCUCGUCGUCUGGGGAGAAUGAGCGCUCUGAGCGGGCAGGCAAGGACUCAGGGGAAGCUCAGGGGGAGGGAGAGGUGCGACAGCCCCCUGUAGGGAUAGCGGUGGCCGUUGCCAGGCAGAGAGAGCCCCCGUGCCGCCUGCCAGACGGGCAUCCCACCCACAGCCACCAUAGCAGAGUGAUGCCCAGCAUGAAGGGUGUUGGAUGUCCAAUGUACUCACUGGAGCGGGAAGUGGAUGAAGAUGCGAAAAGAGUCUGUGAGGAACAGCUUGGACUUUCUGCAUAUGACAGAGAGCGAGAAUUCCUCCUCAGGGAAAACAAAGACAGAGUUGACUUUGCCAGGAUCCACCCCUCCAGUAGUUGCCAUGGAGAUCUGACCUCACACCUUAUUGUGCCAGGCGGUAGCCAAUUAGGCACUGAGCCCUCUGCUCACGCCCACCCCGCCCAUCAUCACUGGAUGCCUCGGACAGGAAGUCCCUCCCUCUGGAUGGGACACUCUUAUGGUCUCAGUCAUGCAGCAUUGCACCAGAACUUGGGCCCCGGCUUCUCUGCAACUAUGCCCAGCCCUUUGCAACCAGUCUUGCCCCUGCCUCAGGACCCUUCCGCCGCCCUGGUGGUAUUACCUACUGAGCCAGCAGCCCACCCUGCUACCCAUCACCUUGAUGUAAUGGAGCAGCAGGGACUGUGGCCCCCUGUUUACGGAGCCCGAGGGCCCGCCUCACACAUGCAGCAUCCUGCUGUCUAUUCCCGCUCCCAGUUUCUACGGCAACAGGAGCUCUAUGCGCUGCAGCAACAUCAGCACCAGCAGCACCGCGCAGCACAGGCGAUGGAGCUGGCGCACAGACACAGUCACUCACAGAGGAAACCUGAGGAUCCCCCCAUCGAUCUGGUUGAGAGAUCGUCUGAGCUCCGCACAUCCAAGCACACUAAGCCUUUCUCCGUUGGCCCAACUGCUAAACCGCCCCCCUCCUCCUCAUCUCCAGGGGGGUGCGCUUCUCGUCUUUCACCCUGCUGUCGCUCGCCCGCCCCACGAUCCCACCUCAAGAGUACGCCCUGCACGCCUUGCCCUGAGCCCAGCCCGGCCGUGGCUGCCCCUCGCUCCCCAGCGCUCAGUCCUCAUGCCACCCCCCACCACUUGCCAAAACCUGCAGAGUCCCAGGACAAGAGGGGCGAGGGCCAGCCACCACAGGACUACCCUCAGUCCCUGGAGCCUGAUCUCCCUCCUGGCUACACUUACCCUGCCAUCGCAAUGGGUUACAAAGGUGGCCCCUCCCCUCAAGAAGUCCAACUGGCUGAGCAUGCAGACUUGGAGGCGGAGCAAGCGGAACCAGCUGAACCUGCACCCCAGCCCCACCCCCUAUCUCCCAAAGGGGAGGAGCCUGUGUGCCACACUGGAGUGGGAUCUCCUACUAGAACAUCCCGGGAGGUGGAGGAUGUAGAAGAGGAGGGAGGAGUUAUAGAAGAAGAUGGACAGGUGGAUGCCACUCUCUCACAAACUUCUCUUUGCCCUGUCACUGACUCUACCAUAGCAGACCCCCGUCCAGACAGAGCGACUGUGAUCCCCAACAGCCAGGCAAGUGGAAUAGAGAGUCCAGCACCAGCUGAAGACAACAAGAAGCAGGUUGAGGAGCUACGAGACUCAGCUGUGACUUCCACCCAGGAUUGUCAGUCUGUGGAACUUACUGAGCAGGAUCCAGAGAGGACUGCUGAGGAUGAGUGCAUGUCAGCCAGUGACUCAGCCUCGCCGCCUUUCUCCCCCUGCCCCGUGCCCUCUGCCCUGGGGAAUCAGUAUCCUGGGAGCUGCAUUUGGAGCCUGGAGCUCCUUAUCGCAGCAGCGUUGUGUGCCACUCGAGAUGCCCAUAUGGCAGCCCCUGUGCCUGUCUCUGGGAACGCGGUGGCCCCAAAUUAUGGUAUAGAGUUACUGAGUGAACUGGCAGAGCUGGAGCGAUCCCAACAGCAGAGGAACAACACUGAAGAGAACAGAGAAGACGACAUGUUGACCUUUGACCUCCAAAGUUUGGCAACCCUAGCUGCUGCCCGGGCCUUGGAACUGGUCCCACCCAUACCAGUAGACUCAACUCCACCCCUUCGCAAAAUCCUCAAUCUGCGCAGGAAGUGCAAGUGGACGCCACGUCCCGAACCGGUGUGUCCUGUUAAGGGUACCAUGGAAACGCUGGACCGGGAGGAGCUAGCGAUGCGUGUGCGGCUGGCAGAACUGCAGCGGCGUUACAAGGAAAAACAGAGGGAGCUGGCCAAGCUACAGAGAAAACAUGACCACCAGAAAGAGGAGACCUCACGCAGUCCGGCUCGUCGAGGACCCGGAAGGCCAAGGAAGCGCAAGUCCACAUCGGCACCCCCUAUCCCCACAGACGGUCCUAAAAAAGUCAAGUCGACUGGAGCAGGGGCGGGGCCAGGCCUGCUUACGGCACAGGACUCGACUGGAGGCGGAGACAGGAAGAGGAAGAAGAGGAGGAUGACCAGUAGCCCUUACCACCAUCUCAGCAGCACAAAGGCUCACUGUAGGCCAAGAGGCAGGCCAAGACUGCUCAGCACAAAGUUUAAACAGAAAGCUUGCUCACAGCUGAAGCAGAAAGCCAAAGCCAAGCGUGGAUCGAGACUGGUGAACUUGUUGUGUCACAGAGAAACCAAAACACCAAGCGCAAUUACAGAACAUAUGUCUCGAGAGCACGGUGGAAAAGAAGAACACACACAUAGUAAUAAAACUGGAGAGCACAGGGACACAGCAGGCAGCGGAGCAGCAGUCCACCAGGGAUCGGAUGGGAAGGGGACUAUGAUGAGAAGAGGUGUGAGGUCAAAGGCCAUUCUGAGCUCCUCACUCCUGCCAACCCGAACUCAGCAGCUGCUAUGCAAUACAGCUGUGACCGAUAGCAAGCUAGAAGCUACCGAGAAGGGCAUCUCUCCCUCUGACAGUGACACAGAGGAGGAAGAUGACGGCAUCUAUGACAGCGAGGAAGGGGCAGAGGGCAUCAAGAAUCUAUCAUCUAAAGAGCAACUGUCUGGAGUCGGCCGUCCUUCACAGUGCUCUAUCGUGAAGCUUGAGGCCAAUCAGAAAGCCAAGAACAAAACGGAAAGACAAGGAAUCGGGUCUAUGAAUGUGUCCAUCGCUAAAGAAGAGGUGAAGAGAAGGAAGGCCCCCUGUAGGCGGACCCUGGUCAGUGUUGACCAUUACCACUCGGAACUGGAGGAGGAGAGGAGAUUGACUGGCCCCAAGUGGAAAGAAGGGUCAAGGGAGAACACCUUUGACCACACUAGGGUUCUCAAGACCUCACCUACUCAACGAGAAAAGACCACCAGGAAGAGCGCUGUGCUUCUUGGAAAGAGGAAAAGCUGUUGGUUGGAAGCACUGUCUUCUCAGUAUGAUGACAUCACUUGGAGCAGACGAAUCAGAAACAAGCAGCAGGCUAAGGGGCGAGCAGUUAGUCGUUUGCUAGAGAGCUUUGCUGCCGAUGAGGGAUUCCAGAUGGAUGACGACAGCAGCUUCUCAGAGGGAGAGGAAGAAGAAGAGGAGGAGGAGGAAUCCGAGCCAAUGGGGAGUGGACUACAGGCCCUGCCCAACUGCAUUCUCACCAAAGAAAUCCUGAGGGACGGGCUGAAAGUGUUAAUCUCAAAAGAGGACGAGUUACUGUAUGCUGCCUAUGUACAUACACUGGACCUACCUGAUAUCUAUAGUGUUGUUGUUGAAGGAGAGCGCAGAAACAAGCAGAGGAUCUACUCUCUGGAGCAGCUGCUUCAGGAAGCGGUUUUAGAUGUGCAGCCUGAGACGCUGGAAAUUCUGAUGGCUGGAACAAGAGUGUGUGCUUACUGGAGUGAACGUUCCCGCUGUCUGUAUCCUGGAUAUGUCCGUAAAGGAAGUGCAGGCGAAGAACAGAAGGAGGGCUGCAUCAUGGUAGAGUUUGACGAUGGAGACCGGGGUUGGAUUUCUCUUUCGAACAUUCGCCUGCUUCCACCAGGCUACCAAAUCCACUGUGCAGAACCAUCACCAGCCCACCUGGUCUCACCUAGCUGCCGCAGAAGGAAGACCUCCACUCAAGAGAAGAUGACUCAACAGGCUGAUGUGUCCUUAGAGUGUUCCGUUAACGCAGAGCACAGGAAGAAUGUUGUGAAAGCUAAGCCAGGAAGGCCCAAAUCCGUCAAUGCAUCAUCAAAGAGCUGUGUAUCUGAGAACGUGACUGAAACCGCUUCCCCUCUUCUUGGCUGGCCGGUUGCUGCCAUGUCCAGGAGGAAACCCUCCAUGGAUUUGUUCCAGUUUAAUGGGUUAACAAAGAAAGCUCUAAGGGGAAAGGAGUCAGACAUGUUCCCCUUACUUAGCUCCACCAUGACCACUCCAGCCAAAGGCAUCUUCAGCACUUCCUUUGAGGUGGACUCCUUCAGCAGCAUUGCAAAUGGUUGUACUUCCUUUGGAAAUCAGCAGUUGGCAACAGGUCUGCCUCUUAGUCACAAAGGCAUCCCUGGUUUACGGGGUAGAAAGUCGGGAGACAGGAAGGAAUUUCUGGUCAAACUGGACCAUGAAGGGGUAACGUCCCCCAAGACAAAGAACGGAAAAGCAUUGUUGCUUCUUGGAAACCCAGAGGUGCAAAGAAGUGGACGGAUGGAAAAGGGCUUUGGAGCCAAAGGAAUAGGAGAACUGACCUCAACAAUGGGCUACUCACAGUCCGUUCUUCUAGUCAAAGAUGCCAAAAGGAACAGUUGCCAUCUCCUCAAAAGUUCCUCAGACAUGCGUAAGCACCCUCAGGGUCUCGGGCUUAGUGAAUAUGCAGAUUAUGGGCCAAACUGCCACAGCGACUGCCUAAGCUCCUAUUCAGAUAUGGAUGAAGAUGAGGAAGAAGAUGCUAGAAGGGCGACUAUGCGCAGCUCUGGACACUUUCUAUCUCGUAUUUCUGUUUCAUCGUCAUCCUCAGGGUCCUCCAGCGCAUCUAGUUCAGGCUCAUUGUCCAGCUCUAGCAUUUGUUCAUCUGACAAUGACUCAUCCUAUAGUUCGGAUGAAGAAGAAGCAUCCCGCCUUCUGCUUCAGAGUUGCCUUUCUUCACAUCAUACAUUGAUCCAACAGCAGCAGCAUCCUGAACCUCCCACCGCCCCACCACGACACACUUUCGGAGCCAAAACAAUGUCUAUCUCUAAUUCAAAAACUUCAGUCAGUAGUAGUACAGGAAAACCUCAGAGGAGAAAGGAGAUUGCCAACAACUCUUCCUCUGUAGUACAGUCCAAAUCUUCCAAAGCCUUCCCUAAAAAACAUAAGAUACCAUCUUCAGAGGGUCCACCCAACUCAUCCUCAUUCAUGCCAGGACGGCAACUGUGGAGGUGGUCUGGGAACCCCACUCAGAGACGGGGUUUGAAAGGAAAAGCCCGGAAGCUCUUCUACAAGGCCAUUGUUCGGGGGAAAGACACCGUCCAAGUUGGCGACUGUGCAGUCUUCCUCUCGGCUGGUCGGCCCCAUCUCCCAUUCAUUGGUCGCAUUGAGAGUCUUUGGGAAUCCUGGUCCAGCAACAUGGUGGUCAAAGUAAAGUGGUUCUACCACCCCGAGGAGACCAAGCUUGGAAAAAGGCAUCGGGAUGGGAAGCAUGCCUUGUACCAAAGUUCCCAUGAGGAUGAAAAUGACGUCCAAACCAUCUCCCAUAAGUGCCAGGUGGUAAGCCGAGCUGAAUAUGAGCGUCUGAUCCAUAUCAGAAAACCGAACAGCAACAGUCAAGAUCUUUACUACCUGGCUGGAACCUACGACCCCACCAGUGGCCAACUGGUGACGGCUGAGGGAGAGUCGAUCAUCUGUUAACGUUAGAAAAUGGCUGAAAGCACUACUGAAAUUGUGAGAUACAAGAAAUGGCUGAUAAUCAUGCCAAUCUUACAAAACUAGCAUGAUGUGGAAAGUGAGUGUAACCCGCAACCAUGGACUAACAGUAUAUUAUUGAACAGAUCGUGGGGAGGACAACUCGUGGUGAUCGCUCUGUGAAGGUUCCACAGACAUGGAAUGAUUUUUUUUUAUCUUUAAGUGAAAAAGGCACUGGACUCGUUCAAAGUAGGAUUAGACUGACAAACAUGAAUCGGGGCUGAAAAACAUUGACUGUGUUUUUGGUUUGUGGAAGGUUCUUUCAGAAAGAUCUUCACUGGUCAAGCACGUCAAACUGAUGUCCCCAGGACUUUUUGAUAUCCCAGCAGGACCAAAUACACUGUUACUUUGAGCUGUGGUAUGAUCUGUUUGUUUGUGUGUUUGCGUGAAUGAGAGGGUCAUUUUUUGCCGUAUGCAAAUAUGUGAACAACCAUGUUUGUAUGUAGAGAUCAGCCACAAAAAAUACAAACAAAAGAAACAGGAAUGGGUGUUAACCUGGAGAUUAAAGGCCUAACUGGUGUUUUAAAUUGAAUAAUGCUCUCAUAUGUGUUCAGUCUUAUGACCUCUUUUGACAAUACCAGGGAUUUUUUUAUUGUUCUUUUCUUGUUCAUUUUGGCGCCAAUGUCAAUUUAUUAAUAAGUCGGUUUAUGAGCAAACAAAAAACAAACACAGACUAAAACAAAAGGAAUGAUUUUUCCAGUCAAGCCAUACACUUCUGUACCUCUUGCGUAUCUUCUCAUUCAGGUGUAUAGUUGUACAAUUGAUUUAGUUGAUGUGUGUAAAUAUAUAAAUAUAUAUAAAAAACUACAAACUGUAAAUAUAAUAUAAAUGAAGAGAGAACUCUGUUCCUCUUUAUUGCUCUUGAUUGUGUUAUUUUUUUAAGAUAAAAUAACUGUUCUGAUUGGGAGGUUUUUUUCGGGGACAGGCAUGAUUUGGGAGAGUUACAGAAUACCCUCUUCACUGUUGUAUAGGAGGGAAGGGAGGGUUGGGAGACGUUCUGCUUACGGAGCAAACGCUAAAACUGACACAAUGCAGUCCAGUCAGAGGAAACAGGCUGUCUGUGUUCACUCUUUCAUCUUUUCUUUUGGAGUUUGAUUUUGCCUUUGAAAUAAUGGUUUGUUUCUAUUGCAUUUCAUCGUCUAUGUGUGAUCUAAUUGGUAACAAAUUGUGCAAAAAGUUAACACUCCAUAGUUAAAAGUCCCAUGUCCGUAUAGCACAUGUGGAGGUGGUUUUACCAUCCAGAAAUUCAUUUUAAAUACUUACUGAAGGAAUCUGGCCUCCAAAAUAUCAAACCAAAGUAUGUCCUUGGAAUUACUAUACUUCCAGCUGCAAUAAAUAUGUAGACUGAAUCAUAAACAAGGGGCACUUGCAAUGUUUUUGCCUGAUGUAAUUUAGAUGACUGACAACUACGUUUGCAGAUAACCUUUUAAAUGCAUUUGUGUUUAAAAAACAGCUGAAAUAAUGAUCUCUCACAAUAUUUUAGCAAUGUUGUAGCAAAGUGUGGGCCAAGGAUUUUAUGUCUGCAAGGAGUGGGUAUGGAAAUACAAAGCGUGAACAGACGCUUCCAGCACUUGAAGCCUCCUGCUGUCCUGUGUCACGUGAUCAUGAAGGACAAUCAUAACCUGUAAGUGAGGGCAGUUUAAAACAGAUAUAAUCUAAAAUAUUGCCUCUUGUCACUUUUUCUUCCUGCUUUGCCAAAAAAUUGUUCUGUUUGUUUUGUUAUAUUUUCCAUUGUCAACGUUAUACUCUUAUUUGUUCAAUAUGCAAGCCUGUACAGAUUGUUCCGUGUUGGAAUUGUGAAAAAGGACAGAUAUGCCUUUCAAUCCUAAAGGAUGACUUACUUUUUUAAGGACAUUGUUGCUGUUACACUGCAGAAGCUAAAGCUUUAAGAAAUCUGAUGUGAAAAUAAAUGUAAUGUCACUUUCUGGGUCUAUAAAAAAAGAAAAAUGGUAUUUUUGUAAACAAACACUGGAUUCAACGCUUGAUAUGGUAGGACUGGCACCACCAGCAUGCCAGGAAGUUGGCCAAGUCUCAAAGGAAAUAGAAUCAUUGUGUAACCUGAAUUUGAGACCCACUUGGAACUGAUUUUUACGGUGGAUGUUCUUUUUGACAUUGUGAGGAAUAUAACUCUUAAGAUAUUUCCACUGUUAAAACAUGUUAUUUAUCUUAAUUUUAUUGCAUUCGUGUUGCAUUUAAUUAAAACAAUUCUAAAUUA